ACUUUUCUCCCUUUCUUUCUCUUCUCGGCCUAUAUGAUAUAUUUUUUCUCUCUUUUAUUUUAAUGAGUUUUCUUCAGUUACUCUUCAUUUUCGCGAUAGCGAUACCUCGAAAUCAUCGAAUAGUCUAUUUUUCUCAGACUCGAGUAGCUUAGAUCAAGUGCUGAUAUUUUAGCUGAACUUUUAGUUUAUUAUUUUAAUAAUCCGACUUAGUAUACAAACAUGUCACGAGGGACUCAAGAAAGAGUCCGGAGCAAUGUGAGCAAGACGAUGGGGAUCAAACUCGAUGGCGGGAUCAAUGCCAUCAGUCUCAACAAGGACUCUACACAAGUAGUAGCAGCUGGUCGACAGGUUUUCAAGAUCUUUCACAUUGAAGAGAUGGGAUUUCGAGAGCGGAUAGACCUGAGGGUGGGGCGCAUGAACCUCAACUACAGCUGCAAUGAUGUCGCAUGGCACCCUAGUAAAGAUGAGUUGAUCGCCACUGGGGCUACCAACGGAGCGGUCAUCACAUGGGACCUGAACAAAGCCCAGGGGAACAAGAUGGACCAGGUCUUCAAUGAUCACAAGAGAACAGUCCACAAAGUAUCUUUCCACCCCAGGGAGUGGUAUAUGCUCUUCAGCGGCUCCAACGAUGGCUCUAUGAAAUUCUUUGACCUCAGAACAAACAAAUGUGAGACGACGUACGGAAACGGUCAGUCGGAAUGCAUCCGUGAUGUCCAGUGCAGUCCACACCAGUACUUCAUACUGGCAGCCACACUGGACAAUGGCCAUAUACAGUUCUGGGAUUACAGAUGCCCUGACAAGGUGCUAUUGGAUUUCCCCGGCCACAACGGACCAGCAUUCAACUUAGAUUGGCAUCCUGAGGAGAGUAAAUUAAUUGCAACCUGCGGCAGAGACAAGAUCAUUAAGAUUUGGCGAUGGGAAGGGCACGGCAACGUCCUGGAGCCAGAGUACACCAUCUACGCCAUUGCUUCGGUCAACCACAUCAAGUGGCGUCCAGAGAAGAAGCACCACAUAGCCAGCUGCAGCGGGGUCGUUGACCACACCAUCUGUGUCUGGGACGUCCGGCGCUCCUACAUGCCUUUUGCCGUCUUUGAGGAACACAAGGAUGUGGUCACAGGUAUUGCUUGGAGACAAGACCCUCAUGUGUUUCUCAGUGGUAGCAAGGAUUCCAUGCUCUUUCAACAUAAAUUCAAAGAUGCAAAGCGACCAGCUGAAAGUGCUAAUCCAGUUGGCGUAUCUAUGAGCAUCUACGAUGACGUCUGUCAUGCUUUUAACAAGAGCAGUGCGAGAACCAACAUGCAAGCACAGCAGAACUAUGCCUCGACCAACUUUCCCAUGAGAUUCCGGCGGACUCCAGACGUGUCUGAGCAUUACGAGCGCUAUGAAAGCAGCUUACUGGUCCAUGAACGCAAAGAGGCCACAUUUUCAGAGUCCUUCAUCCAAAGUGCCAGGCGGUAUCUCUUGACUGGAAAGCCUUUCACUGAGCUGUGUGAACACAAUGCACAGGUUGCAAUGGACCUUGGCAGGUAUCAGAUUGCUCAGACAUGGAGGAUGUUGAGAUUAUUCUACUGCACAGAUACCACCAGUGCCACGCCCCCUGUCUAUACCAACAAGGGGAUUCCCCCAACAGAAGCAGCUUCAUUCACCAAUGAUUCAGAUAAAGAUAUUUCAGCUCCUCAGUUUGGUCUCAAUCACCUUCCUUCUCAUCAUGACUUCCUGAACUUAAACCCUACCGCAUCCAGCGCCAUUGACUCCGCUACCGGCGUCACCGACGACAACGAUUCCGUCAUCAGCGACAGUGAGCACGACCACGCGCACUCCGGAGCACCAACCCGCGGCAAGCGACGUCACUGCUCACAAGAUGGCGCCCUAGGUGCGGUAGAUUUUUAUUUUCCACUCGGUGAGGGGGAGGAGGAAGAGGAGGAGGAAGAAGAGGAAGGGGGUGUGUUCGGUCGCUAUGGUGACGAGUUGCAGGAAUGGAAUGACUAUGUCGGUCUACCAACGGAAGCAUUUGGGCAAAGACAUGAGAUCCAAGACAGACCUCCCUCUCCAGACAUGUUGCAGGACAGGAUACGGCCCGAGUCUCCUGUUGUGCCGCUACUGGAUCUAGAACCUGCUAUUACCGUGAACUCUCAACUCUUCCCCUCGGCACGGUCUCUGAACCAGACUCCUUCUAAGCAGCUACCUGAGCUACAACUCUCCAUUAAAUUCACUCCUAUUGUGGUUAAUAUGCUGUCUGAUUAUGCUGAACAGGGUGAUGUUCAAAUGGCAGUAUCAGCAUUUAUCGUCCUUGACAACAAGAUACGCAAUGAAAUAGCCUCUGAAAUACAGGAACAAUGGUUCAUGUCUUACAUAGAACUUCUGAGUCGGUUCAAGCUGUGGUGUGUGUCCAACCAAGUUAUCAAGCUCAGUAAACACCCUGCUGUCGAGAGCUUAAAUCAGCAAUCCACAACAGUCUACACAAAGUGCAAUAGGUGCAAUCAGACCUUGGAGAAGCUAUCCUGGGUGUGCUUUCAAAAGAAUCGCCAAAGCUUCACAAAUCCAUGCAGUAUAUGCCAUUUACCAGUGAAAGGUCUAUAUGCGUGGUGCCAGGGGUGUUCACAUGGAGGACAUUUAGAACACAUUCGAGAGUGGCUCAAGACAAACCAGUAUUGCCCUACAGGCUGCGGACACCAGUGUGAAUACACCUAAUACAUUGGACAAUCAUUUCAAGUGAUAGUAUAACCGCAGCGUUGUUCCUAUUUGCAUGGAGGUAUUAACGUUCAAACCAACAUUGCCCUACAGGCUGCAGACACCAGUGUGAAUACACCCAAUACACUGGACAACAGUUGAAGUGAUAAUGUGUGGUAUAGAUCUACUUGUUUACACAGAGGUAUCAACGUUACCCGCUGAAAGUAUGGACGAUAAUGUGAACACAACAUAAAAUAGAAAUUCAACUUUCAAUUUCAUUUUAAUAUAUUUUCUCAUAAAAAUCCAUAAAAUACACUACAUAUGUACAAAGAUUAAAAUUCACAAAAACAACAGCAAAGUGCCCAUUGGAUGAAGUAUGUAGUAGCAAUCAACCAUACCAUGUCGCUAAGACUGGAUAUCUACAGGAGAAAUCCUAUUCUGUAUUCUGAUGUGAUGUGAUGAGAGGAACAGCAAGAAGGGACAAGCCUUGUAAUUGUGGAGCGUUGUGGCCCAGUGAAUUAGUCUUCUGACUUUGAAACAGAGGGACGUGGAUUCGAAUCCCAGCCAUGGCGUAAUUUCCUUCAGCAAGAAAUUUAUCCACAUUGUGCUGCACUCAACCCAGGUAAGGUGAAUGGGUACCCGGUAGGAAGAAAUUCCUUGAAUGCUUGAGCGCCUAGGUAGCCCAGCUAAAGCCGGGUAAUAAUAUCCAGGUCCUUCGGAAGCGCAUAGAGACGUUAUUCAUAAUGUAUUAUACGCUAGACAAGAACUGACUAUUAUUUUUAUUAUUAGCUGACCCUAUGACAUAAUCAAUAUAUUUCAUGAUAUUAUGAUAAGCAAUGGCUUAGUGCAAUGGUGAUGAUGUUUCCAUGGAAGCAUUUUGAAUUUUUCAUUACCUGCUUGACCUGAAUAAAAUGUUAUACUGACAUAGUUUAUUCUAUUGUUUUGAUAGAAGAGUGCAGCAUUCCUCCCAAAGAGCUCAUCGACAAACUCAAUACUGGUAUUGGAGAGCUGUUUCACUAAUGUGGCGUGCAUGAAACUUGCGAUCAAUUGGAAAUAUAUUUAGGGGUUCCCAAACUAAUCAUAUGUCAUGCAAUUAAUUGAAAAUUUGCGUUUGAUUGCUGAUCUGCUUCUAGUAACGAAGAGUGCAAAUUGUUUUGCUACGUUUAAAAUUGACCUAUCAAUUGUAAAAUUGUAACAUAAAUUUGCAAUUGAUUGCAAACAUUUUCUUGCAUCACCUCAUGAGCAUUGUGAUGAAAUGUAGAUUGCAAAAAAUCAAAGACAUUUUCCUAUUGCCAUCUGAUUGGUUGAAAGUCAAAUACUAAUAAUAACAAUCAGCAUUUAUACAGCGCCAUCUAUCUAGAAACAAUUUAUAACAAGGGACAUUAUUAUUAUUAUCAUUACCCUGGCUUUAGCUCAAGCUGCCUUGCAGCACUCAGUGCAUUCAAGGAAUUAACCCUGCAGGGUACCCAUUCACCUCACCUGGGUUGAGUGCAGCACAAUGUGGGUAAAUUUCUCACUGAAAGAAAACACGCCAUGGUAUGGAUUUGAAAUCCAUGUCCCACUGAUUUUGAAAGACAAGAGUCGUAACCAUUAAACCGCGACGCCCCCCCCCCCACGAAUGCCACUCAAUUUGUAUCCAAUCAGAUGUAUUUUCUAUUUGAUGUGUAGUUGCACCCCAUAUGCAAUUAGCCCCCAUGUUUAAAAAAAAAUUAAUAGCAAGAUACUGAAACUGAAAUAUUCCCUGUUGAUACGCUGAAUGCAUAUGAAGAGCUCAGUUGCAAAAGGGGUUAGGUCCAUUUUUCAUCAAAUUUGAUUUUUGUCUCAAUGUAUAGAUUUUUAGUAGCUCUAUAAGAUGAUACUAAAGAAAAGUUGAAAUUCCUAUUAAAAAUUGAACAAAAAUGGCAAAGAAAAAUUACUUUUUUCCCCAAAGGGGUUAGGUCCACAGUGAUAAUUUUUGAAAAAAAAUAUAGAAAAAAAAAUUGAAGAUGGGUAGAUUUUUUACACCCAAUUUUAUGUUCACAUGAUAGGGUAGUACAUCAUGACAAUUUAGUUUCUCAUGAGAAUAUUGCAAUAAGAGAGAAUAAAAAACAUGACUUUUCUCGGAAUGGUCCAAAGUGGACCUAACCCCUUUUGCAACCAAACCCUUCAUAUGUAAUAUUAGAAGUUUUUGCACAGGAAUAGUAUCUGUGAAAUGCAUGCUGCUGCGUUGGACCACACAUGCAGUCUGUUUGGUGGGUGCUCUCGGGCAUGGUGUAUGGCGAAUCUGUGAUUAUUUGUCACCUUUCAAAUAAAAAAUUGUGAGUGACUUCCAUUUUUCUAAAAAGUUUUGAUAUUGAUUAUCCACUAUUAAGAGAUAUUCCUCAUUCCAUCAGGAGCACAUUUUCUCUUUUUGACCAGUCAUUUCAUGCCUUUAAUGAAUCAUAGCUGUACUAGAAAUCCGCCAUUUUGUGCCCUGUGGUGUAUCGCAUUACAUAAUUAUGUACUUUAUAUCUUAUAUUGUAUUAUGUGUACAUGCAAAUUUAAAAUAUAUAUUUUAUUUUGAAAUUC
Molecule: messenger RNA, 5217 nt
Organism: Lytechinus pictus (painted urchin)
Lineage: Eukaryota; Metazoa; Echinodermata; Echinoidea; Temnopleuroida; Toxopneustidae
Product: GATOR2 complex protein WDR24-like
Exons: 18
Coding region: 220-2691 (823 amino acids)
Biological process (GO): cellular response to amino acid starvation; positive regulation of macroautophagy; positive regulation of TORC1 signaling
Cellular component (GO): GATOR2 complex; cytosol; vacuolar membrane
Molecular function (GO): protein binding
Source: RefSeq, a predicted model, not a curated record